Molecule: messenger RNA, 1924 nt
Organism: Vigna radiata var. radiata (mung bean)
Lineage: Eukaryota; Viridiplantae; Streptophyta; Magnoliopsida; Fabales; Fabaceae
Product: UDP-glucose 6-dehydrogenase 1
Exons: 2
Coding region: 300-1745 (481 amino acids)
Biological process (GO): glycosaminoglycan biosynthetic process
Cellular component (GO): nucleus; cytosol
Molecular function (GO): NAD binding; UDP-glucose 6-dehydrogenase activity
Source: RefSeq, a predicted model, not a curated record
UAAAACAGCAAUGGUUAAAAAAGUUAAAUUAAAAAAAAAAACAAUAAAACACUCUAAUUUAAUUCACAAACUAUUGAGUGAUAUACUAACCAAAAAAAGAAAGAAAAAAGUCCUUGGAAGAGUAAAAAAUGAAUGGCAAGGUAAUGCAUGUUAUGUUAUCGACGAAAUACCUGGGUCAUUACGUAAUAAAUAGAUCCAAUCCACAUGCUGCUGUUUCAUGAUUCAUUCUCCCUCAAACACAAACAACAAAUUCUAUUAUUCCUCUCCAUUUGACAAGGGUGCUGUGAGAGAGAAAAAAAAUGGUGAAGGUUUGUUGCAUUGGAGCUGGGUAUGUUGGAGGACCCACCAUGGCCGUGAUUGCGUUGAAGUGUCCUAAGGUUGUGGUAACUGUGGUGGAUAUAUCCUCCCAGAGAAUCAAUGGGUGGAACAGCGAUCACCUUCCGAUCUAUGAGCCGGGGCUUGAUGAUGUGGUGAAGCAGUGCAGGGGGAAGAAUCUGUUCUUCAGCACCGAUGUGGAGAAGCAUGUCUCAGAGGCUGAUAUAGUGUUUGUGUCGGUGAACACCCCAACAAAAACUCAUGGUCUUGGAGCUGGCAAAGCAGCUGAUUUGACAUACUGGGAGAGUGCUGCGAGGAUGAUUGCUGAUGUUUCAAAAUCAGAUAAGAUUGUGGUUGAAAAAUCCACGGUCCCUGUGAAGACAGCAGAGGCAAUUGAGAGGAUCCUGACUCACAACAACAAAGGCAUCAAUUUCACCAUUCUCUCGAACCCAGAAUUUCUUGCUGAGGGCACAGCAAUUGAAGACCUAUUCAAACCAGAUAGAGUCCUAAUUGGAGGGAGGGAGACCCCGGAUGGGCAAAAGGCCAUACAAACUCUGAAAGAAGUGUAUGCAAAUUGGGUACCUGAGGAGAAAAUCCUGUGCACCAAUUUGUGGUCUGCCGAGCUCUCAAAGCUUGCUGCCAAUGCCUUUCUGGCACAGAGAAUCUCUUCUGUGAAUGCCAUGUCAGCACUCUGUGAGGCAACCGGUGCUGAUGUGGCACAGGUGUCCCACUCCAUUGGGACAGACUCAAGGAUUGGUCCAAAGUUCUUGAAUGCCAGUGUUGGUUUUGGUGGGUCUUGCUUCCAGAAGGACAUAAUGAACUUGGUGUAUAUCUGUGAGUGCAAUGGGCUUCCUGAGGUGGCAAAUUACUGGAAGCAAGUGGUUAAGGUGAAUGACUACCAAAAGACAAGGUUUGUGAACCGUGUUGUGUCCUCAAUGUUCAACACAAUUUCAAACAAGAAGAUUGCAAUUCUUGGUUUUUCUUUCAAGAAGGACACAGGUGACACUAGGGAGACCCCAGCAAUUGAUGUGUGCAAGGGGCUAUUGGGAGACAAGGCCAAGUUGAGUAUAUAUGAUCCUCAGGUCACUGAAGACCAGAUCACAAAGGACCUUUCGAUGAGGAAGUUUGAUAAGGACCAUCCUGCUCAUCUUCAACCUCCAAGCCCCACUUCCAUAAAGCAAGUAUCUGUGGUUUGGGAUGCUUAUGAGGCUGUCAAGGAUUCACAUGGUCUUUGCAUUCUCACUGAGUGGGAUGAGUUCAAGAAGCUUGAUUACCAGAAAGUUUAUGACAGCAUGCAAAAACCAGCAUUUAUAUUUGAUGGCAGGAAUGUUGUGAAUGUGAAAAAGGUCAGGGAAAUUGGCUUUAUAGUUUACUCCAUUGGCAAGCCACUAGAUCCAUGGCUCAAGGACAUGCCUGCAGUGGUGGCUUAAAAGGAGAAACACACUUUCUCCAGACAAUGCAUGCCAUCCCAUUCUUUUUCUUAUAAUUGCAUUUUUCUUCCACUUGUUUAUUUCUUUAUACUUGAUUCUGUGGUUUUAGCUAGGUAAAACUUCCUAAUUUCUUGGCAUGCCUUUAUCUAAUAAACUAGCAUGGAGCCCUGAUUCUUGCA